Messenger RNA from Chelmon rostratus (copperband butterflyfish), 3856 nucleotides. RefSeq names its product Spi-1 proto-oncogene b (gene spi1b). Gene Ontology annotation, cellular component: nucleus. Gene Ontology annotation, biological process: cell differentiation; regulation of transcription by RNA polymerase II. The record is from RefSeq and is a predicted model, not a curated record. Lineage: Eukaryota; Metazoa; Chordata; Actinopteri; Chaetodontiformes; Chaetodontidae. The coding region runs from base 1362 to 2156 and encodes 264 amino acids. The transcript has 5 exons. Gene Ontology annotation, molecular function: sequence-specific DNA binding; DNA-binding transcription factor activity, RNA polymerase II-specific.
GUCAUGUUUGCGUGUUCACAUUUUCCCUCGACAAACUUCUGUUUACCUCAUCAACCAACACGUUUUAGUCAUAUUGUCACAUUGUAGACUUUCAGUCCGUCAGUUUCAGAUCUGCAGAACCAGACGCACGGUUGUUUACAAUGUGGCACACUUCACAAACAACAUACUGACAACUAAAAAUAAGCAGCCAUCAUCUCACUGCACCCUGCCUUUGCUGUGCACUAAUACAUCUUUCAAAUGAAAAGGAGGUUUUUAAAAAGUCAUCGUCAUGCUUUAUCGUGCUUUUUAUUGACACUAUGAAAGUACGUUGACAGUUACUGUAAAGUCUUUGUAUGCUGAAACAUGCAUGGUCAAUAGAGUUUAUGAUUAAAGCUAAAUUGAUUUUGCUUUUCUGAUGACUGGUUAUGAAGCACAGCAUAUUAUACAUUUAAUGAACACAGCCAGUUUGUUAUUAUAAGAAUAGUAAUUUGGUAGCACUUUAAUUGAAACAGCCUAAUUUAGCAUUUAUAAGGUUUAAAAGACACUGUAAUGAAGUUGUACAUGUCUAUGUGGUUUUAUAAUAUACAGAAUGUAUGAACGAUUCUAAUUUCCUGUAAUGAAGACAUAUAUACAUGCUAUAUUGUCAGUCAUUAUCCGGUAAACCAGCUCUGCAAAAUUACAUUAAUAGUUACAACUUGUAAAUUUCCUCAUGACUGACCACCAUUUCAUUAAAGUGUGUAAUAAACUGUUUAUUAAAUGCUCAUAAUGCUGCUCAUGAUUGCCUUAAUGUCAACAACCACAUUUUCCACUUGAUCACUCUACUGCUGUUGAGCCCAAAGCGAAUCACAAUUGAAAUUAAAAAAAACAUCUUAAAGUCACAGUAAAUGAAUAAAAUCAACCAAACUUAAAAUGUGAAAUAUUCAGCAGUUUAUUGUGCCCUGUGUUUAUCACAGUAUUUGAGUAUGUGAGGCUACUCCUGCAUGAUGAUUGGCUGCUGAGAGGAGGGGACAGUGCACAGACCCUGACAAAAUGUGGAGCUUCAUGGUCUCCUCUGACAAAUCAUCAAUGGCCAGGAACCUGUAGCAGACACACUCUAUUGCUCCCACCCGCAGACAUUUUACAGAAGUCAAAAGUUCCUUUUUCAUUUUGCAGUCAAACGGCGGGCCUUCUUUAUUCCAUUUUAUCUGACACAGCUGGAGGCCUCCAGGAGUAGCGGAGUUCAUAAGUGUAUGCUAUAGAAUAAGAGAAAGAGACAUUUUUUUGGUUUUGGUUGAGAGGAAAUUUUGAAACAUUGUGCAAUGGUGCCGCAAAAGUUUUGAAAGGCUGUGAGGAGUUUUGCCAGCAAAGCGUCUGAGAGCCGCUCCGUUGGAGAAGAGGUCUCCAUGUUGCAUCCAUACAGAAUGGAGAGCUACCUCAUCCCGCCUCACUCAGAAGAAAUGUACGAUCCUGAGAUGUACAGACAUCAAAUUGCAGAAUAUUAUAAUCCGUAUGUCCUAGAUGCAGACAUCCCGGCAGAUCACUGGGACUACCACCCUCACCCUCACGUACACCCCGCAGAGUACGAAAACCACCAAGAGGCCAACUUCACGGAGCUGCAGAGCGUACAGGCCCUGCACGCGCCAGGCCUCAUACGUCAUGAGGCCAUUAGAUACGACACAGAAAACAUGCUCGAUCCCAACCUCGGUGCACAUCCACACGUGUUACAGCAGCCAGUACCCUUCUUCCCUCGGCCUGCGUAUCCAACACACAUGUCCCAGCGCAGCUCUGAUGACGAGGACCGUGGAGGACGAAGUCCCCCGCUGGAGGUGUCUGAUGAGGAGUGUCAGAGAGAUCGAAUGACUUAUGUCACACCGGGAGAUCUGGGCAAUAAAAAGAAGAUCCGCUUGUAUCAGUUCCUGUUGGACCUUUUACGAAACGGUGAAAUGAAGGACAGUAUCUGGUGGAUUGACAGAGACAAAGGAACAUUCCAGUUUUCUUCCAAACACAAGGAGGCUCUCGCACAUCGCUGGGGAGUCCAGAAGGGAAACCGCAAAAAAAUGACCUAUCAGAAGAUGGCACGUGCGUUACGCAACUAUGGCAAAACUGGAGAGGUGAAAAAGAUAAAGAAGAAGCUGACGUACCAGUUCAGCGAUGAGGUGCUGGGGAAGAGUCAUCUGGAGAGAAAACCAUAUAUGUAGGUAGGAGGGAUACUGAAAUGUCAAGAUUUACUCAUGACAGGUGUUGAUAGUGGAGGUGUAGUUUCUGGUGUUAGAUGCUUAAUCAACUUGCUAAACUGGUAAAUAGUCCCAUGUGAAUAGUCCCAUUUCUGCUGUACAGUGGGAUCAGUCUUAUGGCGAUACUAGCUAAUGCAGCAUAUAGGUACGAAACAAGAGACUUCCACAUCCCUGAAGACUCUUUCUGUACAGCACGACAUGUUGGAAGACCUCUUAGUGUCAUCCAAAGUAGAGAAGAAAUAGCAUAGAAAGCUCAGUUAGGCUUUUCUUUCUGAAUGUCUGGAGAAUAGAAUGCUUCAAAGUAGCAGGAGCAGUUAUGAAAAUGUGCAACCUGCCAUUUGCAAAUGUGUACAGAGAUUUGUGAAUGGGAAGCAUUAGAACAAAUCUCCUGUUGUGAAAUUUGUCCCUUUUAGCUGCCUCGGAUUUACCAUGAGGGAUGUAAACGCGCCCUCUAAACCCUGCCAGCAACCAGGCGGGGGCGGCGAGCUGCUUUGUAGUGCAGCAAUAUAAAUAAAUUGGCAAACGAGUGCACAUUUCAAAAGCCACAGGAAGCAGCCGGCCACACAAAUGAAUGAACAUUAUAUAUACGAGGUGCUAAUCUGUAAUCAGAUCACAUUAGAGAGCAUAAACAUCAGGACACUGGCUUUCAAAUCUGGAUAUGUAUUCGCAAUCUUUGCUCACAUCUCCAGAUCUGGGUAUAUUAUACAUUUUAUGAUUUUAUUUGAUUUUUGGGAAGUAGUAAACAUACUGACUUUGCCAGGAAGAGAAGACUGAUGCCACUCGGUCCAGUAAACAUUAGGCUAUGGCCAGCUGGGGGUUAACUUAGCUUAGCAUUAAGAGUGGAAGCAGGGGGAAACAGCAAGCCUGGCUUUUUCCAAACGUAGCAGUAGUCAAAGUCUUCCAGCGCAUCAAAAGCUCACUAACAAGCACAUUAUAUUUUAUCUUUUGUUUAAUCAGUACGCAAACAGUUUCCACUGAGCUAUUUUCUGGCCUAGUUCUUGUCAGGGAGCAGUGACUUCCUGUCAAUACUGUGACUCUGAUUCAAACUUCUUCACUUUAUAGAUACAAGAGUGGCAUCAGUCUUCCCCUCUAACACCUGGUAUGACAGUAAAAGACCACGACAUGUCAAACUAUUCCUUUAAUGACUAUAAUUGAUAUUACUGUGUACGGUCACAGGGCGGAAGGGGAAAGAGAGAAGGGGAUGUUGCAGCUACAUGGCAGGCAUCUCAGACCCUGGGUCACUGAGACGCCCAGUACGCAUUUUUAAACGUGGCUGCACACACAUAUCAGUGCAUAUUGUGUCUGGAAAUGUAUGUUUACGCAUUUUCAAUGUUAAAGUUCUUGUUUCACGACAUUUAACCACUAUUUGUCCAUGGAGAGUUUAUGGUUUGUAAUGUCACAUUUGGCCCCCGACCUUCAUCCCACUGCCUCUCUCUCUCUCUGGACAUGCUUUAGUUCUCUUUUAACUGUGGGUAAUACUACUAUACUGUGUGUAUAUAUCAACAUUACCAUGAAAUAUUUAAACCGAAAGGAGACACAAAGAAUUUGUUAAUGAGAUAUGACCAUUAUCAUGAUUAUUUACAUGACAAGAAAUGUUUUGUACAUGAAACUCUGUAUGUUACGAUUAAGAAUUGCUUGUAAAAAAUAAAUUGUUUUCAAAUGUU